Nannizzia gypsea CBS 118893 is the source of this 3690-nucleotide messenger RNA. RefSeq lists its product as hypothetical. Lineage: Eukaryota; Fungi; Ascomycota; Eurotiomycetes; Onygenales; Arthrodermataceae. Gene Ontology annotation, cellular component: nucleus. Gene Ontology annotation, biological process: DNA-templated transcription; regulation of DNA-templated transcription. The coding region runs from base 1 to 3690 and encodes 1229 amino acids. The transcript has 2 exons. Gene Ontology annotation, molecular function: zinc ion binding; DNA-binding transcription factor activity, RNA polymerase II-specific; DNA binding. The record is from RefSeq and is a predicted model, not a curated record.
AUGCGCUCCAGCAUCGCCUGUUCCCGCUGCCGCCGGAGCAAGAUCAAAUGUGUUAAUGCUGGCAUCGACACUACCUGUCGAGCUUGCGAGUCCUCCGGCAGAGAGUGCUCCUAUCCAACUCCAGCUGCUGCCGGCGGCUGCCAUUCCUCUGCCGGCGUCAAACGUGAUAUCACUGCCUCGUCCGGCAUCGACGAUACCACUAGCAGCAGCAGCCACAACCACCACAACCACAAUCACAGCAACAGCAACACCAAUAAUAAUAACAGCAACAACAAUCACAGUAACGGUGAAUGGGAUAAUCCCAAGAGACAGAGACAUCGGAAACAUGUCAACACUUCCGUCUCGUCCAAGGACGCCAUGCUGAAGCAGAACUACAUGCUUGUCCUGGACUCGGCCAUUCUCACCCCUAAAGUAUGGGAGACGCUCUUCGAUCUCUUCCAGCAGCAUUUUGCUACCGUCUUGCCCUUCUUGCAUCCGACUACCUCUCUGGCGCAGAUCCGUCAUGGUGGUCAUGGCGGCGCUUCUUCUGCUGCUGCCACCACUACAGAUGGACAGCAUGCUACUGAUCUGUCUCAGAGUCCAGCACCAAGGACGGAGGUUUCCCCUCUGAUUCUACUCGGAGUGUUGACCCUGACGGCCAGGUUUCACCCCCAGCUGGCGCAGCAUCAUUCUCCUGCGUCGCCAGUCAGCCCGUGCAACCCAACAGCCGCCUCGGAGUUCUACGCCAGCGUCCUCAGGGCGCGGCUGGCCGGCACUGAUGGCGCAGAUAUCACUAUCACCGACCUCAGCCGCGUGCAGGCUCUGCUCAUGCUCGCCUUGCACGAGUGGGGGAUGUGUCGUGGGAAAAAUGCAUGGAUCUACCUGGGAAUGGCCGUCCGGAUGUCCCAGACUAUGGGUCUCUCCUUUGAGCCCACUGAGGACGACAGCCCCUAUCCUUCUUCCAUGCCCAUCUCUACCUCUACGCCUUCUUACCAGUACUCAUCCCGACGGCCGUCAAUGCAUACCGAACUCGACCAGCAGAGCCAGCACAGGGAGCAGCUCAACUCAGACGACGUCAUCGAGCAGGAGACCCGGCGACGGACCUUCUGGAGCUGUUUUAUCCUCGACAGAUGUCUGAGCAACGGCAGGCUGCGUCCGAGGAUGCUCAGGGUGCGUGAGAUCGGCAUCCAGCUCCCCAGCGAGAAUGCCUUCGCCUUUGGCGAGCGGGUACGGACCUCCCUGCUAAGUGACGGCAACACCGGCCGCAACGGACCCAGCAGGCGGUCACAGAGUUACGAUUCUCGUAACGGGUCGACCACCACGACUACAAACGGAGUACAGAUACCCAGUCUCAGACAGUCGAUCGGAUACGCAGACGACGUCAAGUCGAAGCCUUGGCCUCCAAUUUCCAGCCACAGGAGCGAUGGAAUGGGAGACCGCAUCGACAGGUGGGAAGUCGGUGUCGAGGAGUGCGUCCUCGGCCGACUCGUUCGGAUCAUCCGCAUCUGGGGCAGUGUUGCAAAGUGGGCGUGUGAAGGAGGCAGAAGAUCUGACCAGUGCCCUCCGUGGCACCACGAGUCCCGAUUCAACCAGCUCAGAGACCAGCUACAUGAAUUCCAGGAAGGACUGUACAGAAACCUGCAGUACAGCGCUCGCAACACCGACACCCACAUUAUGUAUAAAAACUCUCUCGCUCCAUACGCGCUCAUGCACAUAAUCUACUUUCUUUCAGUCAUUGUCUUACAUCGCGCAUACCUGCCUUUUCUUCCGCUCCGGCCCAUGGAUCCACAGGGGCCCCUGGACGAGCCAUCAUACCCGCCGGAGAGAUACAGCGUGCCCGACGGCUUCUGGAAGCACAGCGCUCGCGAACUGUUUCGCGCAGCCAGGCAGAUGGUGGAACUCGUUCGCACCUGUCAUGAACGUGGUGUGCUGAUGGAGACGCCCCUGGUCGGCUUUGCAAUCUACAACGCUGCAUUCAUGGGUGUGUACGCUGCCCACUUCAACCACAUGGAUCAGGAUGGCUACAUGUGUUUGAAACCACAGUCAACUGAUGGUGGUGUCGCCGGCUCUCCCGGUCGUACUGCAGUAACGAUGAUGGGCGCAGGCAGUCUUGCGCAGGCAGAUGUACGGAAAUCCAUUGAGAUUCUCGGUGAGAUGAGGCCCCGAUUGAAGAUGGCAGUCGGCUGGUUCCGAACUGUGCAUCGACUGCAUGGGUAUUUCUGCAAGGCCAAAAGGGACCAGAGACGUCCCUGGAGGGAGAUGAACGGUGUCGACGGACAGCAGCAACAAACAUCUCCCUAUGGCAACGGUAGCAGGGUUAUUGGCGGUGCUCAACAGCAGCACGGCAGCCAUAACCAUAACCAUAACCAUAACCGCCACGCUUCUGCCUCGCAGAUUGUCCAGAACAAUCUAUACGAGGAGCUUAGACAGUUGGACAAGGUGCUUACGGAACUGGGUAACACAGAGGACCAAACGCCCGAGAUGAGCGGGUCGGAGGACGACAUGGCUGCGAUGCUGGCUGCGAAUCCGGUCGAACACAGCAGCGAGACGCCGAGCAACGUUGUCAAGAGUGAGCCUGGCGAAGGCCCAGACACCGCUGCUGCUGGUCCCCAUGCCAGCGACGGACAUGCUGGCAGUCUGCAGCGAGACUCAUGGGUGCCAGUCAACAGCAGCGGCAGCCCUGCGUCUCACUCCCUGGGCCCCGUCUCAAAUCCAACCACGACCACUACUCCUGGCGGCGCUGCAUCCACCAUGGUGAUGAUGGCGAACGGAUGCAGGGAGAACGGCGAGAAACAGCCCUCCGACUGCGACAGGUGGCCCAUCCUCCCUGCUCCCCAACAUCAGGCAGGCCCAUCCUCUGGCUCGCCGUACAGCCUACCUCCCUUCCAGGGCACAUACCGCGAUACAGCCUCUUCGGGACACCCAACCAGCCCUCCCAGCUCAGCCGGGACAACUCUCCCGCCUCCAGUCCCAUCCGCGUCCGCUGUCACUGCACCCACCACCGCAGCCUCCUCGCCAUACUUCCCUGCGACUCCUUCGCCAUCCAACUCUAACUCAAACCACCGCCUGCAGGCCGUCCAGCCCUGGCCAACAUCCCGCCAGCCUCCUCCUCCCCCUCCUCCGCCAUACACCCAGUCACUUCCCUCCCUGAAUCUGGCCGCCCAGCAGAACUUCCCCUUACCUCCUCUCCAGCCGAGUCUAACCCACGGCGGCCAAGCACUUGGAGGUCAUGGGCAUGGGCAUGGUCCCGGGUCUGGACCAGCGCAGCAUAGUCAUACAGCAGCUCCUGGCUCAAGCAACCGAACUCCUCCCCUUUCCCAGUCGAGACUCGAUCUAGGCUCUUUCCUGGCGCCACCGCUCACUCAGCAGCAGCAGCAGCAGCAGCAACCACACCACCAACACCAACAACAAUACCAACAGCAGCAGUCGUCUAGACAUGUCUCGCCGUAUAAUUCCUAUGAUGCUAUGAACACCAACCCGCUCUGGAUGAGCAGCCUGAACGGAGAAGACGUCCUUGCCUUCAUCGAGGCUGAUAGCUUGGACAAGUGGUCUACAGUGGUACCUACGCCCAACGGUCCUCCGUCUCCAGCUUCACUGUCGAACAUGAACGGCCAGUAUCAGACAGCUGGCAACGGCUACAGCACUGCUGCCAACACCAGCACCAACGCAAACGGAUGGCUAGGCCUGAUCUGGAGCGAAUAUACCCAUUAA